AUGCACCGAUCCCGGGCCUUCAAGAUGGACCCGGAGCACGGGGACCUCGUGCGGCCCUGCGGGUGCCGCGGGUCCCAGGCGUACGUGCACGCAGAGUGCCUGUGGCGGUGGCGCGAGCAGAGCGCCUCCCGGGCGCGCUGCGAGCUCUGCGGGUGCUGCUUCACCGUGGCGGGGCCCGCGACCGCGGAGGCGCGCGCCGCGGCGCUGCUGGCUGCCGGGCUGCUGGGCGUAGUCACGGUGGACGUGGCCUUGCUCGUGCUCGAGGUCUGCGGCCUCUCGGUGCCCCAGGUCACGCGCUGCGCCCGGUUCACGCCCGCGUGGCGCCGGGGCAUCGAGAGCCUGUGGCAGGCGUGCGACGCGGACGGCGACGGCUUCUUAUCUACCGAUGGCUCCAGGGACCCGCAGCAGCCCCUGUAG
Molecule: messenger RNA, 417 nt
Organism: Prorocentrum cordatum
Lineage: Eukaryota; Dinophyceae; Prorocentrales; Prorocentraceae
Source: the annotation of a GenBank genome assembly